AAAAAAAAAAGGAAUUGAAAAAAGAGGGGAAAUGGAGAGGGAGGGAGCGGAUGAGCGGAAUCCUCUCGACAAAUCCCAUCGAAACGAGGGAUUAAUCCUUCCUCUACCUCAUACUAUUUCCGAUUCAAACCCUAAUCUCUUCUCCUUUAGUUUUUCAUAUUUAUAUUUUUUUUGGACGAGAAAAAGCUCCUCCUUUUGCAUGCCCAGAAUCAUCUCCGUGCUUCGAGUAAAACAGAGGUUGCAUGUUUUCUAGACUUGGUAUUAUAAAUGGCGGAGAAUUUGCAACAAGGGAGGUCGGAACUACCGUUCGAGAAACGCCACCCGGGGUGCAUGGAGAGCCUGCUACACUUCCUUGACCUGCACAACCGUCUUCGAAUAAGGAAGACGCUAGCUUACAGAAGGCACGGCGAUGGGAGUCGAACCGGAAGGAUAAAACUCCCAAGGAUGAGAAGAACCGAACCUUCGACAAGUGAGGAACAUUGCUGUCCAGAAGGAGAUGGAAAAUCCCAGAUGGAAAAUGGAGUUAAUGCUACAAGCAGAAGUCAUCGCAUGGCUUUAUUGAGAACUCUUGUAUCAAAAAGAAAAUUUAGGGACAAGGACCCGAAAGGAAAGAUCUCUCGAGCUCCGUCCCGUCUACUGCGCACAACUUCUAUUCAUCACUUAAAAUGCAACAAUUAUGUCAUUCCUGUAGAAUCAAGUUCUAACUAUGAGACCUCAACAACCGAGCUCAGUUCACAUGGAACAGCUUCUACCAGCAGCCAAUCAUGUUUGCUUGAAGCCCCUAAUAUGCCUUCUCUUGAAAAACUAUCUGAAAUGUGUGGGAGCACUAACACAAUUGAAAGAAUGGAUCACGACCAGCUUGAUGAUUUUGGGAAAAGUUCAUCGAUUCAGGAGGAGGGAGUAAUUAAAGAAAUAGGAAACACUGCUUCUCUUCAUCAUUCAAAAGAGUUCUUGGAUUUGCUUCAGCUAUUCAAUGCAAAUAGGGAUUUGUUUCUUAAAAUCCUCCAGAAUCCAUCUUCGCUACUGCCAACCGAAGAGAUAGCAUCAACCAAAUUUGAAACGUCUCACACAGAAGAAUUGUUGGGAAAAAGUAAUGCAAGCCACAGCCUUGAGCCCCACAAUGACCAAGACAAGGAGAAUGAUGAUAUUCUUGCAACAGAUAGUACAGGAACUAGCAAUACCAAAAUAACUGAUCCUCUGUAUGAAUCAAAAGGCUCAAGGGAAGGUCGAACUGUUUCAAAUCAUUUUAGAUCAAUUAAAAGGAAAAUAAAAGAUGUAAUCAAGGAGAAUAAGGAGGGGCUUAUUCGAACUUCUAUGGAUGGCAUUCUUCAUAAAAUCCCAUAUGGACAAAAGGUGACGGAUUUGCCAAAUAAGGACACAACUUUGAGAUAUAAAUAUGGGAGAGAAGGGUUUCCUUCACCAAACAGUAAAAAUAUACCAAAACGUAUAAGAAGAUCUUCUUCUCUUAAUGAAUCAUUAGAUAGGUACUCCAAUCUAUUCGAGUCUAUUUCAAGCAGGGAUUCCAAAAGGCAUUCUGAAAGACCAAAGUUCAUGGAAAACAAAUCCCCAAAAGCCUUGAAAAGAAUUUUUUCUCUUCCUGAUGUUGAGUCGUACUUCGUUAGUAGAGAUGUCCAAAAUGAAGUAUCCAAUAACAAUGUAGCAUCCGACCAAUGUAUUUCUACACAGUUCGAGUCGUUUGAUACUCUUAUAUGUACCGAUGGAAUCAUGAAUUCAGAUGGUCAGGUAGAACAAGCUGCAGAGAGUACUUUUAGCGGUAUGACUAAUGAUAGUAUGGAACAUUCAGCACUAAUUAGUGAGAAAGAUAAAGAUCUACCAAUCAAUAUUUCAGAUAAUGUGACAAUAGAAGAGAGUACUGAUGGUCCAUUACAUCUGGAUAUUAGAGACAUCCCUGCAAACUCGACGGCUAUAUCUAUUACAAGCGAAUUGUUCCAGGACGAUGGAACUUAUUCUGCAAAGCAUUCUGUUUCAGCAGGUCCGGAGCUGAAAUCUACAAAAGUUCAUCUCAACAAGCUUGAGUUAUUAACCGAGUCACAUAGACCGAGAGAAGUGAAUGAUGGAUACAGUGAGUUAAUAGAAGAAGACUUCAAUAAAGAAGAUAUUUCGGAGGAACUAGACAAUAUUAAUACUGUACACAUUCAAGUCAACGAGAAGGACGAGGCCGACUUUCAGUACGUGAAAAGUAUAUUGAAAAUAUCCGGGUUCAGCACUAGUGAGAUUCUCGGAGAUUGGUACUCCCCCGACCAGCCAGUCGACCCUCUACACUUUGAAGAAGCCGAGAACUCACCUCGAGAACAUGAUAACUAUGUCGACGAUGACGACUCCCUUCUCAAUCACAUGCUUUUAUUCGAUCUGAUAAAUGAAAUCUUAUUGGAAAUUUACGACUCUUCUUUUGUCACUUUUCCACAAUUCUCUGGCUUCUGUUCCCGUAUUCGACCUAUGCCGACGGGCUAUCAGGUUCUCAAGGAAGUAUGGGCGAACAUCAGUCGGUAUCUUAGCUCUCAGCUGCAGAUAGAUCAAGCAGUGGAGAAUGUUGUGGCCCAAGAUUUUGUGAGGAAUGAUGGGUGGAUGAACCUUCGAUUCGAUUCCGAGUAUGUGGGUUUGGAAUUGGAGGAUCUUAUACUAGAUGAUCUUAUAGACAAUGUUGUUUUUGAUUUAGAUGACAUAUCACUUGCCAAGUGUUGUAUAUAAACAUGUAGUAUUUUUUGUUCUUUCCUCUGUAACUUUAUCAUUCCCUUCUUGUUAUUUACAUGUGUAAUGAUGAAUAGUAACAUACUUGUAUGGUUAGUAGAAAGGAUAAUGAAUUACAUGAAAGUAACUUCAAAAAUAAA
Ananas comosus (pineapple) is the source of this 2849-nucleotide messenger RNA. RefSeq lists its product as uncharacterized. The coding region runs from base 268 to 2709 and encodes 813 amino acids. NCBI's taxonomy places the organism in Eukaryota, Viridiplantae, Streptophyta, Magnoliopsida, Poales, Bromeliaceae. The transcript has 5 exons. The record is from RefSeq and is a predicted model, not a curated record.